Messenger RNA from Zootermopsis nevadensis, 6349 nucleotides. RefSeq names its product connector enhancer of ksr (gene cnk). The record is from RefSeq and is a predicted model, not a curated record. Lineage: Eukaryota; Metazoa; Arthropoda; Insecta; Blattodea; Termopsidae. Gene Ontology annotation, molecular function: protein binding.
UGCCAGUCGUAUCGUAACAGUGUGCACAACUAUAUAUGUUCUUAAGGGCUUUGUGUGAACGACGAAACAGUCGUCUGACUGCUUGUCUUACGUGUGCGGUAGCCCCUUAGCGACAAACUGUAGGCUAUACAGAAACAGUAACAUACUCUCAAUCCUGGUGAUCGAAAUGGCCAUGUAACGUAACUUUUUACAAUUGUCACAUAGCACGACAUCAAUGAGGCAGUGACUUUCAUUCAUCGAAAUUGGUAGCAGAAAAUGGCGUAUGUGAAUGUAGCAGAAUGGAAACCAGAACAAGUCACUGAAUGGCUGAAAGGCUUAGACAGUGCUGUUUUUUUAUACAUACAUUCAUUUCUAAAUAAUGAAGUUAGUGGUCAGCAGCUUCUGAACCUUCGGCCAGAUGAUCUUGACCACUUAGGUGUUCACAAAUUAGGACAUCAAGAAUUAAUAUUGGAAGCUGUGGAACAUUUGAGGAAUUUUCACUAUGAACUAGAUCGAGAGAAUCUGCAGCUGUUGGCCCUGAGGUUAUCGUGCCGUGCACAUAGUCUACACAAUGAACUUUGUCAGGAAACUGAUUCACGGCCUGUCAGCACACAGACAUUGGCAGAUGUUGCAAAUGUUAUAACAGCCGUAAAACCACUUGUCUGCUGGCUUGAUAGGUCUCCUUUCUCUGGACAACUUGAUUAUCAGGACAGAAAAAGUGAGCUGUUGAAACUCAGUCUAGCAAUAGCAACAUGUGCGCAGAGGGAUCGUUUUGCAGAGCGUCCUGUGGAGGAGAUUCGGACAAGUUGUAAAGAACUUGCUCGAUUGGCUGACAGUAUUAUCCAGGACAUUGUGGAUCCGCUGAUACUACAGCCUGCAUCAUUAGAUCUGGCUACUCUAAAGAAACGAGCAGGAGAUGAUUUGGGCUUUUUCAUCUUACCAUCUUUCCAUGGUGUACAUCAAAUUGGUGAGAUCAAGUUCAGCUCACCUGCUCACCAGUGUGGGAAAAUUGAGGAAGGAGAUGAAGUUGUACAAGUCAACUACCAGACAGUAGUGGGUUGGCAAACAAAGAGAGUUAUGGCCCUGUUUGAAGAAUCCCCUACUAAUGUUUUUCUGACAUUGAAAAAACGUCCACAUCACACUAAAGUGUACGGUCAGAUCUACAUGAAACCAUACAGGCUGCCCAGUAAGAAGAGAGCAGCACCAUACACUAGAUGGCAUGACAAUCUUCCAUCACCCAGACCUGAAUUGCUUACUAUACCUGACUUUGAGAUACCGCUGCCAAGAAGUGUGCCCAAGCAGAUGGCCCCACAACCAGUAAUGGAGUGUGAGCCCCUUGCUAGUAACUCUAGUUCAGAUGAUGAUGAUGAUGAUGAUGAUGAUGAUUCAUUUCUGCCUGGUGUACAAGAUGAGGGGCAGACAUCCCCAACCAGCAUGAGACUGUACUUACCCAAACCACGUGUAACAGUGCAGCGUAGGGCGACAGUUACAGGUGCUAGCCCAACCAACAAACGUCCACCUGUCAGCAUUGAACAGUUUUGGCGAGAACUUCGUCUGGAACGACAGUGGAAGGACAUUGGUCCCUCUGCUGGGGGAGAAGAUGUAGAGGGGAGGAAGGAUGAACUUUAUCAGUUACGAGAUAAGUCGGCUAGUUUCGGAAAUGAUUUAUCAGUUUCGCCCCCUCCAAGGCCAACAACUUGUCUAGGGAUUGAAAAUACAUGCAACAGAAUGAAGACUGGAAAGAAGUUAAGAAUACUAGAGAGCCGUAAUGACACACACAUAGUUGAUGACUGUGAUGAACUUCCAGGUAGCAGUAUGGAAAGUAUCAAAGGGAGUACUCUCAGUGGGAAAGACCCACCUGGAAGAGAUGAAGAACGAGCAGAAGAAAUAGGAAAAGAGGUUCAGAAUAAUAAAAGACUGUCAAGUCAGAAUCAAGAAGAUUUUCACAUCCAAUUACAGAAUGAGGCAAGGGAUAAUGAAAUUUUGCAUAGUGGCAGUGUAUUGUGCAUAAAUAAUAAUGCAGAUAAUUAUAUACCUAAAAAAGAAGAAAAUCAAGGCAUUGGUUGCAGUGAGAGGUGUAAUGACAAGACAAGUGACUCCUGCCUGAAUGUGAGAAUAGGACUUGGUAAUAAAGUUACUGCAGCGCGUAUUUUGGAUGAAGAUGAUGUUCCUAAAAGUACUGUACAGGAGAUAUUGGUGGACAAGUUACACUCAGCAUCAGAUCAUAAUGAUGAGAUUCAGAAUGAUACCAGGGACAGAAGCACACGCUUCAGUUUUCAGAAUAAAUCAGUACCUGACAGUGAAACUGAUGAGAAUAUUUUGAGAGUUAAAGGUGGAGGUUAUGAUUUACGUAAUGAUUUUGUCAAUAUAUGUCACACUGUGGAAGAAGUUGAUGAGGUUCACAGACGUAAAAGUACUACUGUUCCUAAUGAAAAUACAGGUUAUGUUCACAAAGAACGUGGACGGUUAGACAAGAGCUACAGUACUCCAGCAUAUGAUCUUACAGAUUGUGAUCAAAGGUUGGACAUAUGUUCUAAGGCAUAUCAUAUGGAAGAGUGGACAAAUUGGCGUGUAUCUGAAAACAGCAGUGCUCUUCCAAGCCCCACAUCGGACAGUUCCACACAUUCAGCCUUCCAAAUAGAGAAGCAAAGUCAACCAGUAUCAGAGAGUGAAGAACCAUCUGAGACUGCCAUUAAUACAAAUCCUGAAUUCUCAGAUGUCAGUACUCAUGAUGGUGAUUUGUAUAGCCUUGAAGAUAAACAGACUCAAAGAAUUGGUGAAAUACUGGAAACAAUAAAUAUUGCUUUGCUGCAGCAUCGUCUUAAAGAACACAGUAACGUUAAUAGAAUGAGUAAAAUCAGAAGUUCAGUUGAACAGACAGAUUUGUCUUCUCACAAGAUAGCUGAUGGUUCAUAUCAUGAAAAUUCAAUUACAAACAAAAAUGAAAUUUCCUUGAAAGCUAAUAAUCAAUUAUGUGUUUGUAGUAAUGAAUAUACAAGUUCACUUAAUGUUGUGCAUGCACCAUUUCUUGAAGAUACUGACAAUAAAGAAUCUGAAAUACUGGUGGAGAGCAAUUUAGCAGGCUCAUUUCAAGAACUAGAAACACCAUUGUCUGAACAGAUAUGCACUACAUCAGAUCUUUUUACGACUGAGAGAGGGUCAAAAGUUUGGCAGAAGGCACCAGUACCUCUAGUAAAUGUUAAACAGCCACAGAAUGAAGAUAAACAACACACAUAUGCAGAUGAAUCAGUGAUUCCCAGCCCUCAGACAGGUGUUUCACAUGUAAAGAUACGUGUUACUCCGCCUGAACCACCUCCCAGACCUGAUCAUUCCAAAGGUGGAAACAAUAUGGGCUAUCGAGCAAUUAUGGCAGCACGAUCACUUGGCAGAAAUACCAAUAGCAAGAAUUCUGUUGUUGGUGGGGGACAUGCAUCGUUUCCUAGUCCUCGAAGUUUGAGGAAGAGGAAUGUGCUGCUUACUAAGAAACGUAACGUUAGUGUACGAGAUUUGGGGGUUGGAGACCAUGAGGGGUGGCUGCUUCAUCGGUGUAGAUCUGGAGGUGCAGGAGCUGUGUGGCAGAGGGCAUGGUCUGUCCUGAAAGGCACAGUAUUUUAUGGCUUCAAGACACCACAAUCUACAAAGGCAGACAUCAUGAUUUCCCUUCCUGGCUUCACGGCUUCAUUGGCAGAUGAAGUAAAAUCGAGAAAGUACGCUUUCAAAGUGUAUCAUACAGGUACAGUAUUCUACUUUGCUGUUGAGUCGGAGGAUGAACUGUCAGUAUGGAUGGAUCAUAUAACAUUGGCUACUUUUAAGCAGGAUUUUACCAAAUCAGGACAAGAGUCUGAAGCUGUGUUUUUCAGUGAAACAGAUGAAGAAUCAGAAACUGAUAUGGAAACAGAGACGUGUUUUCCAAGCCCCAAGAUGAGUAAAUUUGUUGGUUUUCUUAACAGCAACAAUUCACAGCAACAUGAAAAGCAGUCUUCUAGAUCUCACCAGAACUUGGCAACAGAAACCAAAAGUCAAGAAUCACAAAAAAAGUUUGGUUCCCUGCGCAAGCUUGGUCGAAAAACAAAUGAGCAAAAUGGUUCUUCUACAAACCAGGAGAUAUCUGGAACAGUGGCAGCAGCUUCAAGUCUAGAUAGAAAAUAUUUGCCAUUUCUUGGGAGUAGGAGCAACAGACUUCCUGUUCCGACUUCACAGUUCCGCAGUUACCGGAAGGUUCCAAAUGGACCUGCACCCACACCACUGAAUAAAGCAAUAAGUGAUGGACAGAAGCAACCAAAUAAGGCAGCAGGAGAAGGAUGUGUACAAAGAACUGGUAACUUAAUAUCUUCUGUCCAAGAUCCAUCAGUUCAUCCCAGUAAUGAAGCUUGUAAUGUAGCACCACAACAGAAGGUGCUAAAAUUAACUGGAAUAAUCCCAUCAAGUUCUGGCUUGUUGUACCAAAGUGCUGAGAGUGUGCCAACUUUAAACUCAACAUCAGAGAAAGAAUGUCAGACUUCGCAUGACAUAAAGCCAUUGUUAGGUAAUGAAGAUGAAAGACAUCCAUCCUUAACACCUGUUAGAGGAGAAAGUAUGUUCAAACCACUUCCUCUUCCAAUGCAGAGGCAUUUUAAAACUGAUUUCCGAGAUCGUCAUGUUCAUUCAUCAAAUCCAUCUCUGCAGUUGCCAUCAGAUAUGGCAGAUUAUCGACUGGCAGCAGAAAGGUUGCGAGAGUUAGGAAUCCGCAGAAACAGGCAGAGAGAGGAUACAUCAGGAUUUGUAACAUUGAAGGAGUUUAUGUUGUCGAGGCAGGAGGAGGAGAGGAAGCAGAAUAGCAAAACAACACAGAGACUACAGCCUGCAGGAAACAGUGAAGUAUACACAGGGUACACACAAGAUCCUCUAAGCAACAUGGAGACUUCAGGCUCUUCUCAGAACAGUUCCUGUUCUUCCAUUAAAUCAAGGCAUGGAGGCUCCACACCAGCCCCAUCUGUGACCAGAAAGGGAAGUUUCAAUAGCUCUAAGAUGUGUCGGAACAACAGUAGUGACUUUUCACAAGAUGGUCAGUGCAGAGAGUACAGGGAUGGCUCACCAGAAAAACUAUGGAUCAGUUCUUUGCGACGGAAUGAUGACAUAACUAGAAAACCAUUUCAGGGCUCCCACAAAAAUUUGACACCCGACAAUGGUUCAUUGAAUACAAAUUGUUUGAAAACAGCAGCACAGUAUGAACCCCCGCCAGUGUCACAGAUCAUAGCGGGUUCUAGGAAUGUCCACUCCAGUGACGAAGCACCUCGUAUGAAACUUGCCUUUGAGAUGCAUUUAGGCAACAACAGGAGUCCAACAGGAUCAGAUAAGGAAAAGGAUUCUCCACCAUCAAAAUCUUCCAAAUUCCGGAACUUCUUCUCCUCAACAAAAUAUCAGCACCAAAAACAUAAAUUUCUGGAACUACCUGGGUCUCAUAAAUCUCACAGAAGCCAACACAAAACAAUACUCGGGUCCCCACGAUUGCAUAAGGCCAUCUUCAGGGAUAAGAAAAACCAUGGCCCCAAAAGCAGCAGUAACAGUGACUCAAGCAACAGUUCAAUAAGCUCACCAGUAUCACCACCAGCAUGUGAAUGGAUGACAGAUGAAUAUGGCAGUCAAGUUGAUCCCAGUAUGUCCCAAUUGAAGCCAACAAUGGGAAUAUCAAUGAUUGGCAAAAAAUCAAGUCGUCACAUUCUGUCCUCUUCCCCUUCUCCAAUUAACCCACCACCUGAUUAUCCUGGUUUGGAGUAUCCGCCUGUUUUUGAACCUGAAACAUACUCUCUAUCUGUUGCAAGUAGCCUGUUACGCUCUCGACAGCAGUCACAUGACCAUUCAAAUGCAAAUACUAAACUACAUACUAUUCAGUCCCAUAACAACAUAAGUUAGAACUGAGUUGCAUGCAAAGGAAAGUUGCCAGUGUGUUGCCUUAUUCUGAUCAUUGCAUAAACUUCUCUACAGUUUAUUUUAAGAGUUUAUGACUUCCAUAAAAAGUUAUGGCAUAAUGUCUCCAUCUGAAAGUAAGUUAUUUAUUUUUGUAUUUUAUAGAAAUUAUUAAUUAAUAGCUGUCCUGAUUCACUGGAAUACUGAAAGUUCAGUCAUUUGUUCUGUUACUCCAGUUUGUUUGCCUGUUUGGAGUGAUCUUAUUUCUAUAGUUAAGAUACAUGGAAAAUUGAUGAGACUAAGUACAGGGAAACAUGGUUUUGAGGUUUUCACAGUAACAAGUAUUAGGAUGGGUGUCUUCUGGGUUGUAGUGUCCUGUAGCCUGCAAGAAGUUUACUGACAUUUCAGAAGUAUGUGCUAUCUCCAUGAGUAAGCCUUGUGAGAGAAAUUGAUCUCAGGUGUAGGAACCAGCGAGUCAAGAGAG